AUGGAUCCAAGCAGCUUUGACAACAUUAAACGAGCCGUUCAGUCAAAAUCCUUCAAGGACGAGAAAUUGAAUGCGAUUCGGUCAACUCUUCCCUGCUCAUAUGGUUAUUUGUCUGGUGAACAAGUCGCUCAGCUGGUCCAGGAGUUCCCGUUCGAUGACGAUAGGUUAACAGUGGUUGAGAUUUGUGCUCCGCGAAUGUACAGUUUAUCUUGUCAGCAGGCAGCGACCAUAAUGGGCGUUUUCUCCUUUGACAAAUCCAAGACUAAGGCGUUGGAAUUGAUUGCUGGCCUCAUCAAUGACAAUAACUUGUCCGCUUUAGACAGCGUGCUCAGCUUCUCAAGGGACCGAGAUCGAGCGAGAGAAAUUCUUAUGAAUCGCUCCGCUAUGGGGCAACCGCCCCGACAGCCCGGACUUCCACCUCAACCUGGACCUCAACCUUUCCCAGGCACCGGAGGUUUCCCGGGCGCCGGAGGAUUCCCUGGGAUGCCACCUCAACCCGGAGGAUAUCCUGCACAAGCACCGUUUCCAGGAGCACCACCAUACGGUGCACCAAGCCCCUAUCCAGCACCAGGACCAUACGGGGGAUAUCCCGGAGCAGCUUCUCCGCAGUAUCCAAUGGGCACAGCUCCCCCUCCUUCUGGUGCUCCUUAUGGUGCCCCACCUCCAGGGGGCUACUAUCCACCCCCUGGGGGGUUUCCUCCACAGGGGUAUCCCUAUCAACCUAGAUAG
This is a messenger RNA of Porites evermanni, 729 nucleotides long. NCBI's taxonomy places the organism in Eukaryota, Metazoa, Cnidaria, Anthozoa, Scleractinia, Poritidae. The record is from the annotation of a GenBank genome assembly.